AUGUCUCAUUACUGCGUUAACACAAUUUGCGGCGUCCUUCUGGCGUCCUGUAUGCUCGUUGUCUGCCACGCAAGGUGGAUGCAAUCAUGCAACUGGUUAAGUUCCGGCGAAAGAGCUAUCCGACGCCGCUUAGUCACAAUGCGACUCACUUCACCACCGCCACAACUGCAUCAUCUCAAACGCGACUGCAUGUAA
Messenger RNA from Fulvia fulva, 195 nucleotides. RefSeq lists its product as uncharacterized. NCBI's taxonomy places the organism in Eukaryota, Fungi, Ascomycota, Dothideomycetes, Mycosphaerellales, Mycosphaerellaceae. The transcript has a single exon. Bases 1 to 195 code for a protein of 64 amino acids. The record is from RefSeq and is a predicted model, not a curated record.